AUGGAUACUGACCCUUCCCUUGAAGCCUACUUCCAACAACUUCAAAAACCCCCAAAGCCGGUCACUUUCGACCCAAAACUCGAUCGUCGUUUCUUACAAAAAGCCCAACCCAAACCCCAACUAAAUGCCACCACUUUGAUACUGGGUUCCUUCAAUACCCAAAUGGGCUUUUCGGGUUCUAUAUCAGAUAAUGGAAUCAAGAUUUCUGAAGUUGUGCAACCUGGUCUUAAUAUUUCUUUUAGAUCAUUCAAGAAAAAAGAAAAGAAUGAAUCUUUAAAGAUUCCAUGGGUUUUUUUUACUGUUUCCUUUUCUACGUUGGCGUUCGAAAUGAUUGGGUAUAAUUUUACCCGAUCUUGGGCUCAUGCGAUUAUGUUCGUGGUGUUAGUGAAUCAUUUCCUGAAGAUUGAUCGUAAUCAGUCAUUAAUCAUGGUCAUUAGAAAAGGUGUGUAUUUGAGUUUUAGAAGAUUGAUUUGGUUUAAUACAACAAGAUUGGGAAUCAUGCUUGUAUUCACUCAAAUCUUGGCUAGAUUGUUUUUUGGAGAUAUCAAAGAUCGGUAUACGAGUUACAAGUAUUUCGUUAAGUUGGCGUUUAUGCCAUAUUCGUAUGAAUUAAUUUGGGUUGAAAAUUUAGAGAACAGGAUUUAUGGUUUUCUGUAUUCAUGGUACUUGUUGGAGAUGUUAGUUUCUUGGGUUUUUACUGUGCUUGCUAGUGUUGUCAUGGCGCAUCGUUAUAAUAGUGAUUGGGAAGUUAUCAAAGACGGGUUUCGUUUGCUGUCAUUAAGGAAGCGUCCUGCUAUCUUUCUCAAGUCUUUUGAGUAUAUCGUUUGGGGGUUCGUUGCUGCAAUGCUGACAGCAUUUCUUGGUGAGUUGUUUGCUUCCUUUAUCAAAUCUUUUGUGGAAGUUUACUUCAUGGUGGCAUGGAUCAUCUAUUACUUUGCUGUUAAGAAAAUGGAUGAGAACUCUAGAGGAGUACGUUUUGGUUAUAGAACAGAGCUUCAAGGCAUGCUGGCAGACCUUUGA
Erigeron canadensis is the source of this 1020-nucleotide messenger RNA. RefSeq lists its product as uncharacterized. The transcript has a single exon. The coding region runs from base 1 to 1020 and encodes 339 amino acids. The record is from RefSeq and is a predicted model, not a curated record. Lineage: Eukaryota; Viridiplantae; Streptophyta; Magnoliopsida; Asterales; Asteraceae.